Molecule: messenger RNA, 246 nt
Organism: Leptosia nina
Lineage: Eukaryota; Metazoa; Arthropoda; Insecta; Lepidoptera; Pieridae
Source: the annotation of a GenBank genome assembly
AUGGAACGGUUGGUACCUCCUCGUGGUGAGGUACGGUCGCGGCCGUCUCUGUGGGCUGCAGGAGGCCGCACAGCAGAGCAAAUAGAACCUUUUAUCGCGGACCUUUUCAGCCGCCUUCAGUCGUUCUUUAGCGAGACGGCCGGCGCAGCGGCGCGGGCCGGCGGUCUCUACGACCACCGCUACAGCCGCGAAAAUGAAAAACCACCGCAUCAUGAGCACAUCACUAUCCACUACAUCACUAUUUGA